This is a messenger RNA of Aspergillus welwitschiae, 2271 nucleotides long. Its product is annotated as putative pentafunctional AROM polypeptide. NCBI's taxonomy places the organism in Eukaryota, Fungi, Ascomycota, Eurotiomycetes, Eurotiales, Aspergillaceae. The transcript is spliced from 2 exons. Gene Ontology annotation, biological process: shikimate metabolic process; chorismate biosynthetic process. The record is from RefSeq and is a predicted model, not a curated record. The coding region runs from base 1 to 2271 and encodes 756 amino acids. Gene Ontology annotation, molecular function: shikimate 3-dehydrogenase (NADP+) activity; 3-dehydroquinate dehydratase activity.
AUGGCAGGCUCAAUGUCUGGUCUCAGCUCUCCUUUGAUGCCAUGCGACCGCUCUGUCACCAUCCCUUGUCGGCGAUACGAUGCGGAUGCCACCCUGUUGCUCGUGGGGUUCGUCGGUGCCGGAAAGAAGACCCUAGGUAUCAUAGCAUCUGUCGCACUGCGGCGCAGAUUUAUUGAUUUCGAUGCUGUAUUUCGUCAGGAGGUGCACUUAUCUCCCCAGGAGUACAUUGCACAAAAUGGUCCCGCGCGAUACCGGGAGCUGGAGCUGAAAUUGACUCGCACUCUGCUAGAUAAAUGCUCCACAGGAUGUGUAAUUACCAUCUCGGGCGUGGGAUGGUCGGCAAAUCGCCAGCAGCAGGUGCUUUUGAAGGAGUUUGCACAGAACCAUCCCGUGGUGUAUGUCAGACGCGACAGGGUGGAUCUUCAACAGUUCAUCAUGACCACUAGCCCUGACAAGUUCAACCGGAUCUUUGAAGCGGGCAAUGAGUUCUUCCAGUCAUGCUCCAGCUUUGACUUUUUCAAUCACACACAGGAAGACAAGUUGACAGACUAUGCUGGUCGCCCACUCCCGGCGUAUAUCAAACUCAAGGAAGCUGAACGAGUGUUCCUGAGGUUCUUGCAUCAGGUCUUCGGGCGUGCUUAUCAUGUGCUCUACUCUUCGGACCCAUUUUCACCAUCUCAUACAUAUGCGCUGCAGGUGCCGCUAACCUGGCUGGAUUGCAAUCCGGACCUGGAACUAUUGGAGAGUGGCGCUGACGCGGUUACUCUUGUGAUUGACGGGGGAGUCGGUGAUAAUGACAAUGCCCGAUUCCUGGAAAGAAUUGCCAAGCACAUGGCGACGAUCCGGAAGCAUACUCGGAUUCCAAUAUUCAUCGAGGUUCCGCAGUCAGAUGCUAGACGCGGUGAGCUCUUGGAGAUGCUGCUUCGACUCGCACCCGAUGCUGUGGCAUGUCCUGUUGACGGCUGCGAAUUUAGCAAAUUAAAGCUGGCUAAAGGCCACACAAAGAUCAUUGCCACCUAUCAGUCAACCUCCUUGGCUAGGGACCAGAGCAUCCUUCCUGAAAUACGUUCUCUUCUGGAGAAUUCAGAAGAGCAAGGGUUCGACGCCUUUCGCGUUACUAUAGAGCCCAGCUUCCCAGGGGAUCUCACGAAUCUUACUUUACAACAACGGCUGGGUGAGGUAACAGACAUUCCCAUAACCGUAUACCAUAGUGGGCCACUCGGACGAGCAUCUAUAUGUCUAAAUCCCAUUCUCUCGCCAGUGGUCCUCCCAUCUCUUCCGGAUAGUGCCACAGGGGUCACACUCGCAUCGGCCCAGCAAGCACUUACAUCCUGCUACCUGCUUCCGAAACAAACCUUCACCGUCUUCGGCCAAAAAGUCCAAAACAGUCUCUCACCAGCAAUGCACAAUGCAGCCUACUCUGCCUGCGGUCUACCCCACACCUACAACAUAUUAUGCAGUGACCACUUCUCCGACAUCCACAAACUCCUAAACAGCGCCGAUCAUGGAGGAAUAGCUGUAACACUACCAUACAAAACGGACGUCCUCCCAUUACUAGACGAAGUCAGCCCAGAUGCCCAGGACAUCCACGCCGUAAACACGGUGGUCAUCGAGCACCGAAAUAGCAGUACCAACAGCCCCUCCAAGGUCCUUAAAGGCUACAACACAGAUUAUCUCGGGAUCCGUGACUGCAUCAACAAACAUCUCUCUCCCGCCAAUGCCAUCCGACACGGCACUACAGCCUUGGUAAUAGGCGCAGGCGGAAUGGCCCGCGCAGCCAUUUAUGCAUGCUACCAGCUCGGCGUCCGCCAGAUCUGCAUCUAUAACCGGACUGUUUCGAAUGCGCAGAAGCUAGCUGACUAUUAUACCCGGUGGGCUGAGAGGAAUAAUACCCAUCUGAAGAUCGAGAUUCUGCGAUCGAGUGACGAUGCGUGGCCGGAGGGCUUUCGUCAACCGACUAUUAUAGUGGCGUGUUUGCCGGCGCCGGCUGGGGGGCAGUUGAAGUCUCCUAUUACGAUGGAGGUGCCGGAGCAGUGGUUGAGGAGUACGACUGGGGGUGUUUUUAUUGACGUGGCGUAUGGAAUGCCGCAGACCAAGCUGAGAAUUGGUAUGAAUGAACGAGCGAGUAUGGGCUGGGUCGUGGUUGAUGGGCUGGUGGUGUUGUUGGAGCAGGGCAUUGCGCAGUAUGAGCUGUUUACAAGGAGGCCGGCGCCGGUGCAUGUGAUGAGGGGGGUGUUGAGGGAGUAUACGAAUGCGUCACUUAGCAGGUAG